Carassius gibelio (silver crucian carp) is the source of this 2186-nucleotide messenger RNA. RefSeq names its product retinol dehydrogenase 12-like. The coding region runs from base 997 to 1947 and encodes 316 amino acids. Lineage: Eukaryota; Metazoa; Chordata; Actinopteri; Cypriniformes; Cyprinidae. The transcript is spliced from 7 exons. The record is from RefSeq and is a predicted model, not a curated record.
UUCUCUUCUCUUCUCUUCUCUUCUCUUCUCUUCUCUUCUCUUCUCUUCUCUUCUCUUCUCUUCUCUUCUCUUCUCUUCUCUUCUCUUCUCUUCUCUUCUCUUCAGUAUUUUUGAUCUAACAUGUAAAAAAAAAAAAAAAAAAAAGAAAGAAAAAAGAAAGAAAAAUGCGCAAAAAUAUAAAUCUCAAAUGGCAAUUAAUAUAAAAUUGUUUUUAACAAUUUGCCAUAUAUCGAAUUUUGGAUUACAAGCUGAUCUGAUUUAAAUAUGGGAGAAAGGGGCUAAUUGUCACAUGGGGAAGUAGUCAUGAGAACUGUUAUCUCAGUCAGCAGCUAUGAGGGUUUGAGUCACAAAUCCAAUUACAUACAAGUUUUGACAGUAAGUUUGUACUGUAUUGUUGCUUUCCAACAACAUCCAAAACCCUCUUAAACUGAAUUCAAUUGUAGAUGUACAAAAAUGUAUUACGUACCAUGUUUGAUGGUCAAAACAAUGGCAUUUUUGAAAGUUACUUUUUAUGUUUAUGCUGUUAUACGAAUUGCUGAGUUUCAUAAUUAUUUUACUAUAAUAAAAGCUUUUAAUAGGCAGUUUAAUGGCAGGUUCUUUUGAGAAACUUACAAUAAAAUAAUGUGAACAUGCCUCAAAGUUGGGUUUAGUUAACUGCAUCUUCAUUAGAAUUAAAAUAUACAGUACUUUUUGUAGACUGCACGUAAAGCAGCUGUAUAUAGUUCUGUGUAUUGUGACCUUUCAGCCCCCUAUAGUUAAGUGAGUGAAAUUCACUGUUUUAAGUAAAGUUGUACUGUACAUGUGCAUUAUAACUGCAUUAAAGCAAUAUGCCCUUUCCCCCCUCACCAAACUAAAAUAUUCAGAACACAUAUUUAGGAGGAGCGUGGGAAAGAGAAGCCAUUCACCUUAUUAGAAGUCAGGGUACCAACAGAAUGCUUUUGAAACUGAUAUUUCAAGGUUAUAAAAUGCACAUAAUGUUGCUUUAAAGCUUGAAGAAUGGUCACGGACAGUGAGGGAGAUUUACGUGACGGAAAAGAUAAUACACAGUUGAAGACUCCUAUAGAAAAUUUCUUCUGUGGCCAGUGGAGCUCUUCUGUACGUCUUGAUGACAAAACAGUCAUAAUCACAGGAGCUAACACAGGCAUUGGCAAAGAGACAGUGAGAGACCUUGCAAAAAGAGGGGCUCGGGUCAUCAUGGCCUGUCGAGACCUGGAAAAGGCAGAGGAAGCCAGAAAAGAAUUAAUGGAGGAUUCUGGAAACCAAAACAUUGUGGCGAACAGACUUGAUUUAUCAGAUACCAAAUCCAUCAGAGAAUUUGCAGAACUCAUAAACAAGGAGGAAAAGCAAGUCAACAUCCUGAUCAACAAUGCUGGAAUUAUGAUGUGUCCAUAUUCAAAAACUGCUGAUGGCUUUGAGAUGCAGUUUGGUGUAAACCAUUUAGGUCAUUUUCUGCUCACCUACCUUCUGCUUGACCUCCUAAAGAAAUCAGCCCCCUCCAGGAUCAUCAACGUGGCUUCUGUGGCCCAUACAUGGGGCAGCAUCCAUCUGGAUGACAUAAACAGCGAGAAGGGUUACUCUCCACGGAGGGCUUAUGGCCAGAGCAAACUAGCUAACAUCCUCUGCACACGCUCCUUAGCUAAAAGACUGCAGGGCAGUGGUGUGACUGUGUACUCCCUCCAUCCCGGUGUAGUGCAGUCAGAGCUGUUUAGGAACCUCAGCAAGCCUGUGCAGAUAGCAGUCAAGGUCUUUAGCCCCUUCACCAAGACCACCAUCCAGGGGGCCCAGACCACCAUCUACUGUGCUGUGGAGCCCAAGCUGGACAACGAGAGUGGAGGAUAUUACAGCGACUGUGCUCCAGCACUGUGUUCAAGAGACGCUUUAGAUGAUGAAAUGGCUCAGAAACUCUGGGAACUCAGCUGUCAGAUGCUUGGCAUUACAUGGGACUGAUGGAGCGCUCCUCUCAGUGACACUCUUAUAACAACGGAAUGAAAGCUUUUGGACUAAUGCCGUAGAUAAUGGAAACUGUAGUAUUCAUACAGUGCAUGACUGAAUCAAAACUAUAUGUUUUAUAUUGUACAUUGAAUACUCUUUUUUUAAUACCCUUGCUAUGCUGUUAUUAUAUCAAUAGACAUAGUGAACUGUUAUGAAUUCAAAUGUAUGUUGGUCUAUUAAAUCCUUUUAUCUUA